Messenger RNA from Pseudoliparis swirei, 4900 nucleotides. It is a transcript of the gene ninl, whose product is annotated as ninein-like. Gene Ontology annotation, biological process: microtubule anchoring at centrosome. Gene Ontology annotation, cellular component: centrosome. The record is from RefSeq and is a predicted model, not a curated record. Lineage: Eukaryota; Metazoa; Chordata; Actinopteri; Perciformes; Liparidae. Bases 156 to 2306 code for a protein of 716 amino acids. The transcript has 17 exons.
UACUUCAUAACUUCCCGUGGUGCGUUCAGGAGCUGCGGGACAGAAACGACGAGCUGAGCUCAGAGUUGGAGCUGCUGAAGAAUCAGAGGAGCAACAGGAAGUCCAGACGCUCUGCAGGGGGAGGAGCCAGCAGCACGGAGCCUGAUGGGGGGGACAUGAAGCGCUGCUCGUCUCCUCAGGUGAGGAGGAAGCUGCAGCCGGCAGAUAAAACAGCUCCGGGCCCCUCUGUGAGCCUCCAGACUGAACUGGCUCUGGAGGCUCUGAAGCAGAAACAAGAGACAGAGCUGCAGCAGCUCCACAUCCAGCUGGAGACACAGGUGAACUUCUAUGAGCGCAGCCUGGAGCUGAUGAGGAGGAGCAUGGAGGUGGAGCGCAAGGACAUCAGCCAGGCCUUCAAGAUGGAGAUCAGUGAGCUGGAGGAGCAGAAGGCUCAGGUGGAGCAGCAGGUGAAGCAGCUGAAGGAGCAGCUGCAGCGAGGAGGAGGAGGAGCGUGGAGCAACCAGCAGGACCGCAGAAUGCAACGGGAGCGAGCCGAGCUGGAGCAGAACUUCGCCCGAGAGAUCGGCAACUUGGUCCAGAGCCUGAGCGCCGAGAAGGAGCAGCUGGGGGCGGAGCUUAAGCUGCAGGCGGACCAGGAGCUCACGCUGGUCAGGAAGGAGGCGGAGCUUCAGCUGGCCGAGGGCCAGAGAGGAUUCUGGGAGAUAGUGCGUCAGGUGACCCAGCUGAAGGAGGAGCUGGCAGACCUCCAGACGGCGUCCCACAGGACCCGGCGGGACCGGCAGGAGGCCACGGGGACCCGGGUCCUGGUGCUGGACGGGGUCUCCCAGGAGGCCCUGCAGCGGGAGCGGACCAGGACCUCUCUGGACCAGGACCAGGAGAACCGGGGCUCCGCCCAGACGGAGGAGAUGGUCCUAGAGCUCAACUCCAAGACCUGCACGGAGGCCUCUCCCCAGAGGCCCUGCAGAGACCUGGACCUGAGCGGACAACAAGUCCUCCAGCUGCAGCGAGACCUGCAGGACUCCCGAGACCGGCUGCAGGAGGCGCAGCAGGACUACGAAGAGGAGAAGAGGAAGAUGAGGCAGCAGCUGGUGGAGCUGGAGGACCUGGUCCUGGUCCUGGAGGAGGUGAUGGACCCGGCCGGGCCACCCAGGACUCGGCUGGAGGAGGUCCGGCUGGAGAACGGAGCUCUGCAGGAGGAGGUCCGGGAGCUGGAGGAGCAGGUGGACCAGAAGAGGAGGCGGGUGGAGCAGCUGGAGAGGGACCACGAGAGGAGAGGAGGAGAGGAGGAGCGGCUGCACUCGGAGAACUCCAGGUACCGGGAGGAGGUUCUGGCUCUGAGCGGCAGGAACCUGACGCUCGCCGACGCCAACGCCGAGCUGAGCGCCCGGCUCCGGGAGGACCAGGAGCAGCAGGAGGCCACGCAGGCCCGUGUGGUGGCGUUGGAGGCGGAGCUUACGGCGGUGACCCUGAAGCGGUCCUCGGAGGCUGAGGAGGGGCGGAGCCACGAGGUGGAGACGCUGCAGCGGGCGCUGCUCUCAGUGGAGUUGGAGGCCCAGCUGCUUCGGGAGGAAGUGGGCGUGGCCCAGAAGGUGGAGGAGCUGGAACGGGAGAAGGAGGAGCUCCGUCAGGCGCUGGAGGAGCAGGAGGUGCAGGCCUCCGUCACCCUGCAGGAGGAGACCCGCAAACUGCGAGUCCAGAACCAGGAGCUCCGACACCAGCUGGCGGCGCUGCAGGUCCAGAGUCUGGAGGUCCAGGACCUGAACCAGGACCUGAACCAGGACCUGAACCAGGAGCAGCAGAACUUGAAGACCAAACUGAGCCAGCUGCAGGCGGAGCGGGCUCGGGACCAGGCGGAGCUGCUGCAGGUGCAGCACCUGAGGGAGCAGGAGGAGCAGAGGAGGAGCCGGCAGCUGGAGGAGGAGCAGAGGAGGAGCCGGCAGCUGGAGGAGGCGCUGAGGCUCCAGGCCCAGCAGAGCAGCUCCCACAUCAGCAUGAAGCAGGCUCAGUGGGAGAAGGUGGUGUCCUCCCUGCAUCAGAGGGUGGAGGCUCUAGAAACCACUCUGAAGGGGGUUCGCCUGGUCCUGCAGGAGAAAGUCCAGCAGCUCAAAGACCAGCUGCAGCAGGGCGUGAAGGCCGGCCGGCUCCUGAAGGAGGCGCACCAGGAGAACUCCGGCCUGCAGGUGGCGCAGCAGCUCGCAGAGCAGCGGCAGAAACAAGCAGAGAAGAAGAGCGUCCGGCUGGAGGAGCGCGUCGGAGCGCUGCACCGCCUGCUGCGGGAGGUGGUGCCUGAGGCGCUCGCCACGUAGAGGCCGGAACACGCCAUCAAUAACACGAUCGAUCAUCAAUAACACAAUCAAUAACACGAUCAAUAAUCAAUAACACGAUCAAUCGUCCAUAACACGAUCAAUAAUCCAUAACACGAUCAAUCGUCAAUAACGCGAUCAAUAAUCAGUAACGCAAUCAAUAACAUGAUCAAUCGUCCAUAACACGAUCAAUAAUCAGUAACACAAUCAAUCGUCCAUAACACGAUCAAUAAUCAAUAACACGAUCAAUAAUCAAUAACACGAUCACUCAUCAAUAACACGAUCAAUCGUCCAUAACACGAUCAAUAAUCCAUAACACGAUCAAUCGUCAACGCGAUCAAUAAUCAGUAACGCAAUCAAUAACAUGAUCAAUCGUCCAUAACACGAUCAAUAAUCAGUAACACGAUCAAUCGUCCAUAACACGAUCAAUAAUCAGUAACACAAUCAAUCGUCCAUAACACGAUCAAUAAUCAAUAACACGAUCAAUAAUCAAUAACACGAUCACUCAUCAAUAACACGAUCAAUCGUCCAUAACACGAUCAAUAAUCCAUAACACGAUCAAUCGUCAACGCGAUCAAUAAUCAGUAACGCAAUCAAUAACAUGAUCAAUCGUCCAUAACACGAUCAAUAAUCAGUAACACGAUCAAUCGUCCAUAACACGAUCACUAAUCAGUAACACGAUCAAUAAUCAAUAACACGAUCACUCAUCAAUAACACGAUCAAUCGUCCAUAACACGAUCAAUCGUCCAUAACACGAUCAAUAAUCAAUAACACGAUCAAUCGUCCAUAACACGAUCAAUAAUCCAUAACACGAUCAAUAAUCAAUAACACGAUCAAUCGUCCAUAACACGAUCAAUAAUCAGUAACAUAAUCAAUAACACGAUCAAUAAUCAGUAACACGAUCAAUCGUCCAUAACACGAUCAAUAAUCAAUAACACGAUCAAUAAUAAGUAACACGAUCAAUCGUCCAUAACACGAUCUAUAAUCAAUAACAUGAUCAAUAACAUGAUCAAUCGUCCAUAACAUGAUCAAUAAUCAGUAACAUAAUCAAUAACACGAUCAAUAAUUAGUAACACGAUCAAUCGUCCAUAACACGAUCAAUCGUCCAUAACACGAUCAAUAAUCAAUAACACGAUCAAUCGUCAAUAACACGAUCAAUAAUCCAUAACACGAUCAAUCGUCAAUAACGCGAUCAAUAAUAAAUAACAUGAUCAAUAAUCAGUAACACGAUCAAUCGUCCAUAACACGAUCAAUAAUCAGUAACACGAUCAAUCGUCCAUAACACGAUCAAUCGUCCGUAACACGAUCAAUAAUCAGUAACAUAAUCAAUAACACGAUCAAUAAUCAAUAACACGAUCAAUCGUCCAUAACACGAUCAAUAACACGAUCGGUCAUCCUGUCUUUGGUUCUGAUUGUUUUCCUUUGAUGAAUUAUUUACAUUCUUCUGACAGUUUAAUGGAUCAAAGAUGUUUCAAUAUUUUAUAUUUAUUACAGCCGAUCAAUAAACUGGAGGGAGGAAAUAUUUCAGAAUAAAAGCGCCGAUCAGAUUGAGCCUGAGGACGUGUGACGUCAUGGCGGGGAGGCGCUGACUCCUUGAGUCACACACACAACCAAAGGGGCUGAUUCUAUUGGCUGCUGGGUGAUUCAUGUCUCAUCAGCAUUCACACGCACACGGUGCACAUGACAGAUGCGUGGAGGUGCGCAGCGCAGCUCUCCUCUCCGCUCUCCGCUCCGCUCUCCUCUCCGCUCCGCGCUCCUCUCCGCUCUCUCCGCUCCGCUCUCCGCUCCGCUCCGCUCUCCUCUCCGCUCUCCUCUCUCCCUGUUCAUCACGCUGAGACGUUCAGCUCGGAUGCUUCAUCCUCUUCCAUGUUGGCGUCUGGCAGCAAAACACGAAAACAAACGGACUGGACUCCCUGGCGCCUCAGCGUAGAAGAAGCAGCAACAAGGACCCGUUGGCUCAGGAGCGCCCCCUGCAGGGCGGCAGAGGACUAGCACCUCACCCUGCGCCUUUAAUUACCAUCAGCAAACUAAAUAUGUCCCGUACCAACAUUAAAGUGUAAAGGUUUUACCAACAUUAACGUGUAAAGGUUUUACCAACAUUAAAGUGUAAAGGUUAAAGAGCUUAGCAGACUGGAACAUCAGGGUAAAUAAACAUCUGCAAACAUUAUAUUGGCGACAUGCAGAGAUACGGCAUCCCGCACGGGCCAAUCGCAUCAAGGGUCUCACCUGCCCUGACCGCACGUCCCUGGUGUCAACGUAUCGAUCAUGGAACCUUCACGGUGACUCACAGGAGGACAGGUGUGUUUGUGGGCGGGGCCACGGAGACCUCACCUGUCUCGUUCAACUGGGACCUUCUUCUGAAGCUGCUUCGGAGAACCAGUCCGACCGCACACGCACAACUAUAUGUUGUUAUUUUUAUCAGUGAGUUGUGUCUGCGGUCACUUUUCUGGAUGGUUUGUAAUUUCCCUUCAGAGUGAGACCUCCACUCUGUGGUCACGUGGUGUUAAAGUUACAGGUUUCUCCUCCAGUGAGACCUCCUGUCCUCAGCAGAUAUUGAUGUACACUUUGUUUAAUAAACGUUUUAUUGGUAAACCGCU